Lobosporangium transversale is the source of this 1307-nucleotide messenger RNA. RefSeq lists its product as hypothetical. The transcript has 2 exons. The record is from RefSeq and is a predicted model, not a curated record. Lineage: Eukaryota; Fungi; Mortierellomycota; Mortierellomycetes; Mortierellales; Mortierellaceae. The coding region runs from base 106 to 1191 and encodes 361 amino acids.
UUUUUUUUUUCUUCAUCAUUCAUUUAUAAUCCAGCCUUGACAUUUGUUCUUCGCUUCCUAAUCAUUCCUUCCCAGUCUUUUUCAUACGCAUCGCACAUUCUCAACAUGAUGUGCUUUGGAAGAGUCGACCUCAUUUAUUACAACCAACAAUUUCGCUGCGCUGGAUUGAAGGCACAACCGAAUGUAGACACAUUGAAUCUCUCUUUCUUCUUGUCGAUGGACGCACGCGAUGCACACUUGAAGCAACUCCUCAAAGUUUUCCCACAUCUCAAAGAUAAAAGCAGAGUUGUUCGCUAUGCAAACAUUAAAAUGGAUCAGCAUUAUCCCGAAAACUACAGACACGUCGCUGAUGCUCGCAGCAGACGCGGAACGCGCCCUCAUUUUGGUCAGUUGCUCCGUGUGGAGACAAGGUUCGUCAAUAUGGGCAAUACCAGUGUCAAGUUCCAGCACCGUUUCUUGACUGUGCCUCAGUCGCAAGCCAGUCGUGACUUCAAUAACAGGGAUGAGGACAUACUGUAUACUGAGCUAAAGGAAGGUGAUGAGCCCGAGAGACUGAUUGCUAGCGCAGAAGGGGCUCUUGUUUUUAUCAAGUGGCAGGAAGAUGAUAAAGGCCACCGCUUCUUCAAACCCACACAAGGUGUCUUUCAUAAUCUUGACCUAGCUGCUCCAAAAGUAAUUCACUUUCUGAGGGAGACUGCUCCUGAAAGGCGGCCAUCUGGUUCUGCACGCCCCAAGAAUGCCUUUCGUGUACAGAUUCAUCUUCGCAAGUCGGAUGAAGACGAAUUAGGCCAUGUCACCAAUUCUCGUUACGUAUCAUUAAUCCAUGAUGUUUUGACGUUUGGACUUCGCACCGGAUACUACGCUAAUGGAGCAGGGAUUUCUCAAACGCCCAACGACCUACACGUCAUUCCAUCACAUUCAGGAACAAAUGAGUCAGACAUCGCAGUACCCGCAGGAUCAAUGUUCUAUAAACGAGGAACUAUCUAUGAGCUCUAUGUUGGGUACGAGCGAGAAUUAAAGGUCAAACCAGGAGUCUAUGUUUGGAGCUGGGUGGAGCAAGAUAAAAUCCAGGAUGAGUAUGAUGUGAUACGGUUUGAGAUUUGUUCGACCGAGGAUGACGGCCAGGAGCAAGUAGUGUCUUUGUCGCGCGCCAUCGUAAAAGAGGAUACCACCACACGCCCAUCGCUCUAAUAAGACUAACUGAAUAGACAGCAUUUUGAUGUACAACUUGUACACUUUAGAUUGAUUAUAUUUUCCAUUAGGCAUAUUUAAAUAGACAUUAAUAAAGUUAUAUAUUUUAAUUCAGC